Messenger RNA from Alnus glutinosa, 501 nucleotides. Its product is annotated as pectinesterase inhibitor 3-like. The transcript has a single exon. Gene Ontology annotation, biological process: negative regulation of catalytic activity. NCBI's taxonomy places the organism in Eukaryota, Viridiplantae, Streptophyta, Magnoliopsida, Fagales, Betulaceae. Bases 1 to 501 code for a protein of 166 amino acids. Gene Ontology annotation, molecular function: enzyme inhibitor activity. The record is from RefSeq and is a predicted model, not a curated record.
AUGAACACCAUUUCAAAGGUAUUCCUUGUGCUGCUUGUAACUCUGUGGUCAAACCAAAUUCUUGCUGAAAAUUUGAUCUCCUCAGCUUGUGACCACACUCUGUACAAGGAUCUGUGCACACAAACUCUUCAAUCGGACCCUGAGAGCAGCGCGGCUACUAGUUUCGAAGUCCUAGCCAAAGUUGCACUAAAGCAUGCAACAUCUACAGCUACCCAAAUCACAGAACUGCUCAAAGGAUCAUCGGGCAACAAGGGUGCCCUGAAAGAUUGCAAUGAGAACUACCAAAAUGCAAUUGAAGGACUUACGAAAUCGGCCCGUGCCUUGGCAUCUAAGAAGUACAAUGAUGUUAACGCAUGGGUGUCGGCUGCCAUGAGUGCUGGUGACUCAUGUGACGAUGGCUUCAAGGAUGUUGGAGGCGGCAAGUCUCCAGUAGGCACUCGGGGUACCACAUUUACCGGCCUUUGCAGCAUUGUCUUGGCCAUUACCAAUCAACUCAAAUGA